CGCCACUGAAAAGGGGAAAGAGAGAGAGGAGAUUUGGUAGAGGGAGAGGCUGUGUUGUUUGCUUCCUUCAGGUGUCGUCUCCUUCUCAUUCCUUCAAAACCCUAGUUUUCUCUCUCUGCAAGUCCAGAUCCCGGCCAUUGCAGCUGCAUAAAAAUACCAUCUGAGCCCAUUCUUUCCGCGGCUAGCUUCGAUGAGAGAUGAGCAGUUCAUUCUCUUCUUCUGGGGGUAGUGGUUUUAGCUUUCUAGGUUGAAAUGCUCCGCAUCUGCAGAUACUUUGGCUCAUCAGAAAAUGUCGGCUUCUCUGGCGCCGUUCGAGCGUCCCAGAACCGCUGUUACAAAUACGGUUUUCAAGAGUGGCCCACUUUUCAUAUCGUCAAAAGGAAUAGGUUGGAAGUCUUGGAAAAAGCGUUGGUUCAUCCUGACACGCACAUCUUUGGUUUUCUUCAAAAAUGACCCUAGUGCUCUUCCCCAGAGAGGCGGAGAAGUGAAUUUAACUUUGGGGGGUAUUGACCUGAACAAUUCAGGGAGUGUGGUGGUUAGGGAAGAUAAGAAGCUGUUGACUGUAUUGUUUCCUGAUGGACGUGAUGGACGGGCGUUUACCCUGAAGGCUGAGUCGUCUGAAGAUUUAUUCGAAUGGAAGACAGCCCUAGAACAUGCUUUGGCGCAAGCACCAAGUGCUGCCCUUGUGAUGGGACACAAUGGGAUUUUUCGGAAUGACACUGCUGACACAAUGGAUGGAUCUUUCCAACAAUGGAGAGAUAAACGCCCUGUCAAGUCAAUGGUUGUUGGCAGACCCAUUUUGCUUGCUCUAGAAGAUAUUGAUGGAGGUCCAUCAUUUCUAGAGAAAGCUCUUCGCUUUCUUGAGAACUUUGGAACAAAAGUAGAAGGAAUCCUGCGACAAUCUGCUGAUGUUGAGGAGGUUGAUCGCAGAGUUCAAGAAUAUGAACAAGGGAAGACUGAAUUUGGUGAGGAUGAGGAUGCCCAUGUUGUUGGGGAUUGUGUCAAGCACGUCCUUCGGGAGCUUCCGUCGUCUCCUGUCCCCGCAACAUGCUGCACUGCAUUACUAGAAGCAUAUAGAAUUGAAAGAAAGGAAGCCCGAGUUAAUGCGAUGCGUUCUGCAAUAUCUGAGACUUUUCCUGAGCCAAAUCGGCGUUUAUUACAGAGGAUUUUAAAAAUGAUGCAUACUAUUGCUUCACAUACUUCUGAGAACCGAAUGACUGCAUCUGCUGUUGCUGCCUGCAUGGCCCCCUUGUUAUUACGCCCACUUUUGGCUGGUGAAUGUGAACUAGAGGAUGACUUUGAUAUGAAUGGUGAUAAUUCUGCUCAGCUUCUGGCUGCAGCGAAUGCCGCUAAUAAUGCACAAGCUAUCAUAACAACUCUCGUGGAGGAGUAUGAGAAUAUAUUUGAUGAUGAGAAUCUGCACAAAUGCUCUCUUUCACCUGAUUCUCAGAUGGAAAACAGUGGGAGUGAGGAAUCAUCUGAUGAUGAAAAUUUGGAUAUGAAAGACAAUGGAUACCAUGAUGCUGAAAAUGAUGUAGAUCCGGAGUUGGACGAUGACCCUGAACGUGUACUCAGUGGGAAAUUGAGUGAAAGCAGUGGCUCUGCUGGCAGUGAUCUUUAUGACUAUAAGGUCUUUGGAGGUGUUGAUUCGGAUGUUGAUUCCCCUAGGGACACUCAGACUUCAGCAACAAAUCUGAAGUCAAUAAGAGAUACCCAUGCUCAUUUAAAUGAGCAGUCACUAUUGAAGAAAAGUAGCGAGAACUUGUUGCCAGAAAAUGAUGCUCCUAGUGUUUUACCUGCUAGUGAGUCUCACCGGUCAAUGGGGGACAUUCUGUCUACAAUGGAUACAGGACUCUCUCUACCUGUGCAUGGACCUGAAUUAUGCUUGGAGAAGCCCACAAAUAAACUAAAUGGAUCCAAUCCCAGUGUCAAGCGCACAACAUUUUGGGGACGUAAUAGCGCUAGAAAGAAUCUGUCAAUGGAAUCAAUUGAUUCUUCGGGUGAAGAGGAGCUUGCCAUUCAGAGACUUGAGAUUACAAAAAAUGACUUGCGCAAUCGGAUUGCAAAAGAGGCAAAGGGGAAUGCCAUUUUACAAGCAAGUUUGGAGAGAAGAAAGCAAGCUUUACAUGAGCGCCGCUUGGCACUUGAGCAAGAUGUUUCGAGACUGCAAGAACAGUUGCAAGCCGAGAGGGAUCUUAGAGCUGCAUUGGAGGUCGGUCUGAGCAUGUCUUCAGGACAUUUUUCUAGCUCACGUAGUAUGGAUUCCAAGACAAGGGCGGAGCUUGAGGAGAUUGCUCUAGCUGAAGCAGAUGUCGCAAGGCUGAAACAGAAGGUUGCGGAACUCCACCUUCAACUGAACCAACAACGCCAACAUCACUAUGGGUCACUCUCUGAUGCAUGUGAUCGAUAUCAACAUGUCCAAAAUCUUCAGUCUCAACAGAAGAUUCUUCAACAAGAUUUUGACAUGACCCUUGCCUUUUGUAAUCAUGAAAGGAAACAAAGAAGUGAGGAGAGCUCGUUGGGCACAGAUUGGAGAAACAAUAAAGCACAGGCAUUAAUGUCAGUCAAUAGCAAGCAGCAGCUUCCACGGAAGCCAUGCACAGAUUCACCAAAUCAGAGUGAUUCCAAGAGCAUAGAGGCGUCGACAAGCAUUUCCAUGGAUGAGCUUUCUGCUGUCAAUUCUGCCAUGAUGCCUGCCAAUACAUCUAGUAGGGGCAUUGCAUCUGAGCAGCAGAGGCAGGCACCUACAGCGUCUUCUACUCUGGUGGAAUUAACAACACGUCUUGACUUCUUCAAGGAACGACGCUCACAACUCAUGGAGCAACUCCACAAUCUGGAUUCAAGUUACGGAGGAGCGUCUUCACAAGGCUUGCUGUUUAAAGCAUCACCUCCAUGGGCCACAAGCCCAAGAUGAAAGGUGGAUUUGUUAAUACACCCCUCUGCUGUUUGUACAUCCACGAUAAAAUUGCUGCAUGUCUUUUCUCUCUGUUGCCUUGUUUGUUUUGACAUUUCUUUUAUUUUUCUCAAGAAUGUGUGAUUGGAGAACUUUAGGAAAGCUGUUUCUGCUGUUUCUGCUACGAUUGGUUAUAAGCUUUGCAUUUCUUAUUUUUAUUUCCCCCCCCCCCCCCCCCCCCCAAUCAUCUCUCAUGUAACUAAAGCAGAGCUCUUGUAGAUUAUAUCUGUAAACUUAUGGAGAGACGCAUUGCAAUUCAGUCAGCACUGUUAGUGUAAAAGCAUUGUUCGCUGCUUUUAUGUUGGUUUACACAGGAUAAUUUUUCUGGUCUAUGUUGAGAAAAUUGUGGAAUUAACCAUUAUCAAAGAGCAGCAUAGUAUUGAAAUUAGGUCGUCUUUGUA
Magnolia sinica is the source of this 3354-nucleotide messenger RNA. Its product is annotated as rho GTPase-activating protein 7. NCBI's taxonomy places the organism in Eukaryota, Viridiplantae, Streptophyta, Magnoliopsida, Magnoliales, Magnoliaceae. Gene Ontology annotation, biological process: signal transduction. Bases 290 to 2914 code for a protein of 874 amino acids. The record is from RefSeq and is a predicted model, not a curated record. The transcript is spliced from 22 exons.